Molecule: messenger RNA, 3385 nt
Organism: Bombus huntii
Lineage: Eukaryota; Metazoa; Arthropoda; Insecta; Hymenoptera; Apidae
Product: ribosomal protein S6 kinase delta-1
Exons: 7
Coding region: 582-3269 (895 amino acids)
Biological process (GO): protein phosphorylation
Molecular function (GO): ATP binding; phosphatidylinositol binding; protein kinase activity
Source: RefSeq, a predicted model, not a curated record
AAGAGGGUAGCUUUUAAAGAACGUCAAUGAUAAUCACUUUACUUUAUCCUACACGUCAAUUUCUAUUCCGAUUCCUAUUCUAUGUAUGUUGUUCUAUUCUUAAGUCUAUAACAUCGCAUCGCAAGCGCAGUACCACUCAGGUGGUGAAAAAGAAAGGGUUGAUUGGAAAUAAUCGUUCUUUUUCGUUCAGUUGCAAUACAUAAAUAGUAAAUAGUGAGACGAGGUUGCAUUGAGAAUUGCAAUCUAAUUCAUUGUGACAAUUGUCAAAAAUAGUAAAAAAAAAACUCGUAAUUCCACACUUGUUCAUUUGUAGUGCGUAGGAAGUAUACGAAUUUCAUAAAAAAAAUAAAACCACAUAUGUUAUAAACAAUCAUCUACUAUAACCAACUAGUUUAUCGCACCAAUAAAUGUAAAUAUAUAUAAGUAACAUUUAUUGAGAAUCAAUCAUUCGCGACAUACAUGCCACGUAAACGAAGAAAAAAGCCAGAUACAUGAAAGUAUGAUGACAGAAAUACACAAAUUAAAACGAUAAAGCGAUCAAUUUAUUGAGCUUCUGGUUUUAUAGUUAAAGUGUAUAAACAAUGGCACCCACUAAAGACAAAUGGGUGAGGCGUUUUAUUAUUCCAGAAACGACACGGCAUAAGAAAGGCUUUACUAUUUACAAAGUCACGUCUGUGGUAUUUUUGAAAAGCUCUCAUGAAGAAAUUUCUAAAGUAUCUGUAUGGAAACGUUAUAAUGACUUUAAGAAACUCCACUCAGAAUUAAAUGUAUUAUACUCGCAAUCGCGAAUUAAGGAAAACUUUCCAUCAUUUCCAAAGCCAAAAUUUUUUGGCAGAUUUGAAGCUGAAGUUAUUGAAGAGAGAAGGGAAUGUGCAUUAAAGUUUCUAGAAUUUAUAGGCAGGCAUUCGUAUUUAUACUCUAGUGACAUUUUCAUAAAGUUCUUUGAAUCUAGUCAUGCAGAUUAUUAUUUAAAUGAUUGCUCUCAAUCUCUUAGUUCUGAUACAUCUGCAGAGGAGGAUCGUCAUACUUACAUAAAUUCUCUGCCAAAUAAUGUUUCUCAAAGUAUUCUUCAACCUAAAGGUAUUCAAACUUCAUUGACAAAUUUAUCUACUACUAAAAAUGAAGUAAAGCAGUCUCAAGAAGCAUCUGAAUCCAAAGAGCAAAUUUUAUCACAAAAUGAUUUAAGUCAUGAAACUGAAAAUAAAAAAGUAUCUAUGACAAAAAGCAAGUAUAAUAAAUUGCUAAUAGAAGAUAAUGAUCACAGUAAAAUUGUCUCUGAAUUAGGAGAUAAUCAAUUAAUUUGUAACAAAAAUAACAAUUGCUAUAAAGAUAAAAAUUAUAAUGUUAGGAGUAAUUCUGCAAUUGUACAAACAUCAGACACUAAUAUAAAUACUGAUACUACUAGUAACGAUUUAAACACUUCAAUAAAUACUCAUGAAGAUUCCGAUCUGCCACAAUCAUGGACAGAUUCACCACAAUAUAUUUUAGUUGCAUCUGCACAUAUGAGUGCAGCUGUCAAGCAUGAAGACCUUGCAGAGUAUGAAGAAGCAUUUACUCAAUAUAAAAUGGGAAUCUCUAGUCUUCGAUCUGGUGUUGAAUCUGAUACAAAUAAAAAAAGGGCAGAAAAAAUUAAAGAAAAGAUAUCAAAAUAUUUAGACCAUGCUGAGAAGCUUUAUAAUAGAUAUCUAAAUUGUAAUAUUUCAGUGUUAAAUAAACCUAUAUCAGAACUUCAAUAUUACAAAGUAUUGAAAAUAAUAGAGUCAGUAAUGCUUGUAAAGGAUAUUCGUCAAAACUGCUUCAACAUUGUAAAAGCCAUAGAAAAGUUAUCUUCAAAUAAAGAAAGUAUAAAUAAUUAUAUAUUACGUGGUGAAAUACCAUACAUGGUCCGUUUACAUGCAUGUGUUGAAACAGAAACAAGUGUAUUCCUGAUCCUACAACAUCUGAGCCAUGGAAGAUUGUGGGAUUUUAUAACAUCACAUUACAAUCCCAAUAAUAAUAAAAAUUGUGAUAAAAAAACUGCAAAAAAUGAUACUGAAAAAACAAUCGAUGUUAGUGAUAUUACUUUAAGGAAAAAUGAUGUAAAUGAAACUGAAAGCACUAUACUCAAGGAAAAUGUAAACCUUAUAAGUACAAAUACCAAAGUACAAAUGGAGAUACAUCCGAUUACAGUAGAAGAAAAUUACGAAAAAUAUACCGAUGUAUCUACUACGCAAUUAUUAGAGAAGGCACAAAUACUGUUACAAUCGGUUAAUGCAACUUUAAAGGAAAGUAAUUCGGUUGUUAAUCGUUUAUGUGAAUCGGACUGCUUCAUAAAUCAUGAGAAUAGUACUUCGUUAUUAAAUUUUAAAAACAGUAUAUACCAAUCAAAAAGUUGCAAUGAAGUAUCAGUAGAUAUUAAUGAUAUAUCAUUAAAAAUUGACGGCAUGAAUGAAUCCAUUAUAAACGAAAAAAUACCUGAGAGAAAUGUGAUAACUUCUAAUUACUUGUCACAAAAUAAUAGCAGUGCUAGUUCAUCGUUAAAAAAUAGUUACAAAAAUCUUCAUUUUGAAAGAAAAAAGUCAACAAGUUCUUUAGAUAGUACAUAUUUUGCAGUAGAGAAUAAAAAUGAUAAUAUUCAAAAAAAAUACGAAUUGAAUAAAUUAAUAGAAAUUAAUAAUCAACUAGAAACGAAUACCUAUUGCAUAUCAAAUAAUCAGCAAAUUCAAAGGAAUGUACUUCUAACGGAAUCAACAAAAAACAGUAAUGUAGACACUGAACAGGUACUUUGGACAAUACCAGAAAAUGUAAUUCGUCUUUGGUCUGCUGAAAUACUUUUAGCGCUAGAAGCAUUACAUCAGCAAGAAGUUCUUGUGUUUGACUUAAAACCUGAUAAUAUAUUGCUUGAUGAUAAUGAGCACGUACAGUUAACAUAUGUUGUACCUCGUCACGAUAUAGAUUUAUUAAAAUACAAAUAUCCAUACUCAUCUCCCGAAUUAUGCACGUUUUCACCUAUGAUUCCUCUUACAUCCGCUACGGAUAUUUGGAGUUUUGGUGUUAUAUUAUAUGAAUUAAUAGUUGGCAAUAAAUUUCAAGCAAAGCACCCUGGUCUAUUUCAGUCACAUUCCAUACUUAACAUUCCUAGCAAGCUUUCUGAAAAUGCGAAGUCUUUGCUUCUUAAUAUUCUAAAAUAUGAACCAAACGAAAGGAUGACAAUACCUGAGAUAAAACAACAUCCGUUCUUCAAAGAUAUUAAUUGGUCAAGUUUGACACUGUUGACAUUCCAUCAAUAAAUCUAGUUGUAAAUAUUACAUUAGCAUUGUUAAACAUUCCAUCCUUUAAUGACACAACAAUAAAUUGUGAAUGUUUAAAGUGUUUUUUUAACAUUAUACCAAUAUUCUCCGUAUGA